Messenger RNA from Nymphaea colorata (pocket water lily), 1340 nucleotides. RefSeq names its product membrane-anchored ubiquitin-fold protein 3-like. The coding region runs from base 427 to 819 and encodes 130 amino acids. The transcript has 3 exons. Gene Ontology annotation, molecular function: protein binding. The record is from RefSeq and is a predicted model, not a curated record. NCBI's taxonomy places the organism in Eukaryota, Viridiplantae, Streptophyta, Magnoliopsida, Nymphaeales, Nymphaeaceae.
GCUGUCUUGUCUUGACAAUUAUUUGGGAAGGGGAGGAGUAACGGAGAAAGAAUUGAGGAGAGUGGAGGAAUCAGGCGUCUGUCACGUCCCCCUGCGUUACACCGAGGUGGAGGGGGAAGGGGAGGCCUUCUUUAUUCAUCGCCUCCAUUACCGAUCACUAUAUAUUGAUCAAUCUCUUCCUUCUUCCCUCUGCCUCAGUUUCUCUUUUCUACUACCCAUCUCCUAAAUUCCUGUUGCCUCUCGUGUUCGAUUGAACUUUUGAUUGGGUUUCUUUCUAAAGGGCAUAGAAUGUGCCCGGCGAAGGUGUUUUAAUCGAUCCCCGUGUCGAGAAACAUGGUUUUAAAUUGGUGAAAUUCAACGGGCUUUUGGUAGAGAGUGGUGAAAUUUGAUGUUGGUUUAUGUGGGUUUCGUUGCUGAAGGUCCUUGAUGGCAGAAGAAGAUCUGGUUGAGGUCAAAUUUCGGUUGUUUGAUGGCUCUGAUAUUGGUCCCAACAAGUAUUCCCCUGCCACCUCAAUUAGUUCUCUUAAAGAGAUCAUUGUCAAUACAUGGCCGCAAGAUAAGAACAAUGCUCCAAAAACAAUCAAUGACAUUAAGCUCAUCAACGCGGGAAAAAUACUGGAGAACAAUAAAACUCUUGCCGAAUCCAGGGUACCUGUUGGAGAGCUUCCUGGUGGUGUUAUUACUAUGCACGUCGUCGUGAGGCCUCCUAUACCUGAUAAACCCAAUGAAUGGCAGGAAUUACCAAUACAGAUGUUUCUGGCUGCAGAGAAGACGCAUGCUGAUUCCCAGAAGAACAGAUGUUCCUGCUCAAUUCUGUGAUGGAAGUACACAGUCUUCAGGUUCAUCUUGCUGACAUUACGUGUCUUGCUAAAUAAAGACCUGUCCUGCAAAUACGCCUCUUUACAUUCUCUAGCAUGCAGAAAAGCUGAGGGGUUCAUUUCUUGUAGCGGCUACCUGAUUGCGGCCUCCCCCUUUUCAGCCUACUAGGACAGGUUUUAGCUUGUGGUUACUCUGAAGUUUUGGCUUUAUCUUUUUUCUCUUUGAAGGCCCACAGUUCUGGCUGAGGAGAGCAUUGUUGCCCGCGCUGAAGCACAAUAGGCGGUUUGAAUGAACUAAGAUCAUGUUUUGGUGGACAAAGGUUGUCUCAAGUUCAACUCAAAAAUGAGUGUUGGUGGAGAUCUUUGUGGGUUAUCCUGUUCAGCUCUAGUGUCAUGUACUAAAACUCUAUUGAAACACUUGAUUUGUUUCUCCUUCAGGUUCUUUUGAUCGUGUAAAUACUGUGAUCUGAUGCCAGGAUUAUGUGUUCCUCUGAAAAGCUAUGAUUUUUUAUUCUGAUCUCA